Messenger RNA from Thalassophryne amazonica, 3540 nucleotides. RefSeq names its product granulin b (gene grnb). NCBI's taxonomy places the organism in Eukaryota, Metazoa, Chordata, Actinopteri, Batrachoidiformes, Batrachoididae. Bases 151 to 2271 code for a protein of 706 amino acids. Gene Ontology annotation, cellular component: extracellular region. The transcript is spliced from 14 exons. The record is from RefSeq and is a predicted model, not a curated record.
CGGAAGAGUAGAGUUACGUCACGUGACCCAUGAUUGUAUUACGGUUGAUGUUAAGAAGCAUUUAUUACGACAUAUAUGUGAUCAUUUGAGCAUAUUAGACAACUUUAAAAGGCUGUUUGAUAACAGCUGGAAGCAAAUCACCUACUUGUAAUGGCACAUCUGCUGGGAAUCUUGUGUCUGGCUCUGCUGGGCCUGAGCACAGCACUGGUCUGUCCUGAUGGAGGAAUGUGUGAAGAUAAUAACACCUGCUGCAAGAAACCUGAGGGAGGAUACGGAUGCUGUCCCCUACCAAAUCUGAGGGAGAGAGUAAAGGCUGUCAUUUGUCCAGACCAAGAGUCUGAGUGUCCAGAUGACACCACUUGCUGCCAACUUCCUGACUCCACUUGGGGCUGCUGUCCCCUGCCAAAGGCUGUGUGUUGUGAGGAUAGACGCCACUGUUGCCCUGAAGGAACACAGUGUGACCUUAAACACUCAACAUGUGUUUCUGCGGCACAAGAGGCCUUUCCCAUGCUGAAGAAACUACCUUCCAGAAGGAGAACAGACGAUCCCGGUUCCAGCUUGGAUUCGGUGACUUGUCCUGGUGGGAAAAGCAGCUGCCCAGAUAGUUACACCUGUUGCAUGUUAACCAGCAGAGACUGGGGCUGCUGUCCCUACCCAGAGGCGGUCUGUUGUUCAGAUCACCUCCAUUGUUGUCCUUCUGGCACCAAGUGCGACCUGAUUCACAGUACGUGUGCGUCACCUCAGGGAAACACCACCGUGAUCUCUGAGGUCUCAUCUACGAUGAUAAAACUGAACAGAGUCGGUGCUGUUCCCUGCAAUGACACUGUAGCCUGUGCUGAUGGUGAAACCUGCUGUAAAUCAACAUCAGGAGAAUGGGCCUGCUGCCCGCUACCUAAGGCUGUGUGCUGUAAGGACCACCUGCACUGCUGUCCCCACGGUACCAUUUGUAAUUUAGCAGCGUCCACGUGUGACGAUCCCUCCGGCAGUACUCUGAUGCCCUGGCUGAGCAGAGUGCCCACCUUUACCUUGGCGACUGAUGAUGUCAAGUGUGAUGAAUCCAAAUUUUGUUUUGGAAAUUCCACCUGCUGUAAGACGAACAGUGGCGACUGGGCCUGCUGCCCUCUGCUUCAGGCUGUUUGCUGUGAUGACCAUGUCCACUGCUGCCCUCACGGCACAGUGUGCAAUCUGGAUGCUGAGACCUGUGAUGACCCACUGGGUUUCCUUACUGCCCUCAAAUGGGUACCAAAGGUCUCCACUCUGCCUGUGGAAGUACCGGAUGUGAAAUGUGACGAGGAAACCUUGUGUCCAAGAGGCACCACCUGCUGUAAGCUGGACUCUGGACUGUGGGCUUGCUGUCCCUUACCUCAGGCUGUGUGCUGUAAUGAUCACGAGCACUGCUGCCCUAAAGGCUACGAGUGCAACAUCACUGAGCAGACGUGUGGUAAGCCAGGAGGCCUCAGCCUCCCGUGGGUCCAGAAGAAACCAGUGCUGGACAGAUCACCGCACCAGGGUGCCGCUGGUCCAUCUCGAACCCACAACAACAUGUGUGAUGCCCACACCAGCUGCCCAGAGGGCACUACAUGCUGCUUUAUGAAUAACAGCCUCGAGUGGGGCUGCUGCCCCCUGCAAGAGGCCGUCUGCUGUAGUGACGGAAACCACUGCUGUCCCAGUGGUCACACGUGUGAUCCCCAGCGAUCCUCUUGCUCAAAAGGCCACCUUGUUAUACCUUGGUACACCAAACAGAGCGCCCUAAUUGAGGUGGGCGCUGUGGCAGACAUUAAAUGUGAUGAAAAGGGCAGCUGUCCAUCAGGAACAACGUGCUGUAAACUGACAACAGGACAGUGGGGCUGCUGCCCUCUGGUCAAGGCGGUGUGCUGUGAGGACCGUGAGCACUGCUGCCCCUACGGCUACACCUGCAACAUGCAGACUGGAACAUGUGAGAAGAAGAACCAGGACAUGUUGGUGCACGCUGUCCCCAUGAGCAGAGUGCUUCAGUCCAAGUUUAAAGAUCCUCAGGACGAUGCACAUGCACCAUGUGAUGACACGGGGGAGUUUCACUGCCCCAAGCAAGACACAUGCUGCAAGAUCUCCUCCACAGAAUGGGCCUGCUGCCCCUCACCCAGGGCUAUAUGCUGUACUGACUCGAAGCACUGCUGUCCGGUAGGAUACUCAUGUGAUCUAAAAGCUGGAGGUUGUUCUGAACAAACAAACCAAACCUGGGAUGUUUUGUUUGGGGACAGAAAAAGAGACCUUGUACCUUUUGGACUUUAAUCCUACUAAGAUGCACUGGUCUUAAUCAGCUCCCAGCGCAUAACACCUAUUUACAGCCCGUAUUGUCGACUGUGGUAUCUUAGACAACACUGACUUUUUUCACUUCCUGUUUAUUUCUUCAGAGGGCCAGUACAUGGACCAAGGUAUGCAGUUCUGAGGAUUUGUGUGUCAUAAUUAGUACAUGCAAAAAUAGAUUGGACACUGCAGUCAAUGUUAAAAUUCACCUGAUAAUUUCCAAAACAUGUUGCAUGCCAAUAGAAAAACUAACGUUCAUAAAUUUUUUUUUUUCAUGUUUUGUAGAAGGAAGAAAAUACAUCAUUGCACGGUCUUUGUUAAAAUGCAACGGUGCAAUCAAGCAGCAGGAAUUUGUAUGUUUCUCAACACCGGCUUAUUCUUUUUUCUUUUUAAACCAGUAUUUUUUUUUAGCUGUGAGCCCAGUGCUUUUCUAUUUCUGUAUUUUAAGUAGAAACAUGAAUGUAGUUGUUGCCAUGCUAUGGGCAAAGUUUCAUGAGAUGAACUCUUUGACUGAAGAAUUUUUGCUCCCCCCUGCAGAUGAAACAUGUUAUUGUUUAUUGCAUCAUGGCCACACAUUCUUAAUACUCCUAUCACACUAGAGCACGAAUUGCGCUCAUGCCGUACGAAUUGACAUUCAAAGAACAAUCGUGCAAUUCGUGCUGCAUUUGAUCUGCACCCGAAUGCCUCGUACCGCAUUCCUACAUUAGUCAGCACAUUGUCACUCGUGCUGGAAAACAUCCGAACAGCGGUGGAGUUGCAGUCGUACCACAUUUUUCCUGCUGUACAAAUGGACAUUCAAACGUCAUUUGUGCAAUGUGACCUGCAGUCGAACUGCAUUUGAGCUGCAUUUGAAUUCCUCGGACAGUAUUCGUGUGGCACUUAGGAAAAUACGUCACACAGUGCUGCAUUCGAACUGAGGAAUAUUCAUACGGCGGUUGUACUGCUGUGUGACUGCUUCCACAAAUGGCAUACGAACUGGCAACAGAAAUGGCAACCCACCAGCAUUCGGAGUAGUCCGAUCACAUCGCCAUGACCCGAUUGUGCCCCCAAUGAGCUGACACCCCCCCUCCCUCACAUCAUCUUCGGGGUGCGCAAAGGAAAUAUUAUAAUGUGCAAAUUCUGUGGCACGCAAUCAUCAUGUGCACUAGACAUGAGCAUUGCGCAGUCACACAGAAUACAACAUGUGUCACAGCGAGUCAGCUUGUCUCCGUGACUCACUGAUGUUCACUGCGGCCAUCUGGACGGGGUCUAACA